AUGUGCAUUGCGUCGAUUGCCCUGCCGGCCCCGACGGCUGCUGCUGCUGCCCACUGUCGGCGUCUUCGCCGGCGGCGGCGGGGGGGGGGGCCGCCGGCGGCGGACGGCGCCGGGCGGCCCGGCUUCAACGAGCGCUGCCGGGCGGAGCGACCGCCUCGGCGCCAGCGCCCGGCGCGGCCGCCCCGCCAGGACAAACCGCCGCGUUUCCGGCGCCUCAAGCAGGAGCGCGAAGCCGCUGCGGCCGCGGCGGCGGUGGCCGCGGCGGCGGCUGCCGUCGCCGCUUCGGGCAGCGCCGGCUCGGUGGAGACUCUGUCGCCGCUGUCGUCGCCGACGCCGGCGGGCGCCGGCAACGACGACGACGACUGCGGCGGCUGCUGCGGCGGCGGCAACGACAACAACAACAACGCGGCCGCGGUUUCGUGCGACGCGCCGGCGCAACUCAACUCGGCGGCGGUGGCCGCCGCCGGAGCAAACGGCGCCGGUGGUGCCGGCGGCAGCGCCGUGGCGUCGGGGAGCAAGUCGCCGGACCUGUCCAAUCAGAACUCGUCGGACCAGGCCAACGAGGAGUGGGAGACGGCGUCGGAGAGCAGCGACUUCAACGACCGGCGGGAGCGCGACGAGCGCGACGACGCGCUGCAGGCCGCCCUGGCGCUGGCGCCCGCGCCGGCGCAGGAGGGGGCGGCGGCCGACGAUCUGGCGGAGUCCGGGGGGGGUGGCCGCAAGGACGGCGCUCCGGGGUCGUCGUCGUCGUCAGCCAAGCGUAGCUUCUCGAGCCAGCGGCCCCUCGACCGCCAGAAUCGUCGCCCGGUGGGCAACGGCGCCGGCCAGGGCCAGGGCUACGCGGGCGGAGGGGGAGGAGGAGGGGGGGGGCGGCACCAGCGGGCCAGCCCCGCGGGCAACGCGCGGGCAGACAAGAGGAACGGCCCGGGGUCUAAAGGCAGGAGGCGCAGCUCUGUGGAGGACGCGCUGGGAGACACGGGGACACGAGCCAUCUCCCCGGCUCCGGACGGCGCCGACGCCCGCGACCCGCCGCCCACGGCGGGAUCGGCCGCGGUGGCGCCGUCCGUCUCCCCGUUUGCCGCCGUGUUCCGCGUCGACCGCGUCAUCCCCAGCGACCCGGGCGCCAUCGCUCGCGCCGUCACCAACGCCGCCAGCGCCGCACGGAGGCUCGGUGACGGCUCCGGGGGGCGGCAGCAGCAGCAGCAGCGCCAGCAAGGGCAGCAGCAGCAGCAUCAGGGGAGAGUGGGCGCUAGCAGGAGGUCGGCGAAGACUGACGCGCUGGCGCAGUUCGACCUCAACAACUACGCCGGCGUGGUGGUGAUCGACCACCGCCCGAAGGGGGACGAUGAAGACAACGAAGAUCACGAGGACGAGGAGGAGGAGGUGGCCGGGUGUGCGGGAGAUGAAGAGGAGGAGGAUGGAGAGGCGGUCCCGGUGCUGUCGCGUGGCGGCGGCGGUGGCGGCGGUGGCGGCGCUGCGGCCUCCGUGGACGGCUUCACCCCGGUGGUUUCGCGACGUCAGCGCCGGCAACACGAGGACAGAGGCCUCUCCACCGCCACGGCCUCCGCCAACGCCGGAACCGCAACCGCGCCGACCGUCGGCCUCUCGAAAGCGCGCGCCGUCGACAAGACGAAGGCCCAGCGCUCCAACGUGCCGCCCCGUUUUGCUCGCAAGCAGCAGCACCAGCAGCACCAGCAGCAGCAGCAGGCGCCCCACCCGGCUCUGUCCGGCAGACUUGUCGGCGAGCUCCCGUUGCCGCUGUGCGAUCGCGGCGACAGGAAGGGCGCCGACCACUCGCUGGGUACGGCGGCGGCGCAAGCGGCGACGUCCGUACGGAGGCAGCAGAGGGCACCGGGCGGAGGGGGAGGAGGAGAAGCCGCCGCGUGGGAGGCCCUGCCACCGUCGCCCUCCAUCCUGACGGACGUCGUCAAGAAAUCGGCGUUUGGAGCGAUCAGCUGUUCCCUGCCACCCGUGAGCGCCUGGACCAAGCCCCUCGCUUCCUUCCGCGUGGCGGACGUGACGGCCGGCACCGAGGCGCCGCGAGCCAGCCAGCACGACAGCGGCGUGGAUCUCAGCAUGGACUCGCACGGCUCCUCUGCCAACUCCUCACAGCGCAGCUCCCCAUAUGGCUCGGCAAAGUCUCCCGUGAGCGCCCCAGCGUCGGCCAGCAGCUCGGACGAUUCCAACUCCUCGUCCUCAUCUUCAACCUCAUCGACGGCAUCGGCGGCGGUGUCGGUGUCCACCACCUCCUCCUCGUCCACCUCCUCGUCGUCCGCCUCCUCCUCGUCCGCUCUGCCCGAAGCCAAGGAGCAGAGAGCGGUGACGGUGACUCUCGGAGGAGACGCUCGAGAGCUGGGCGAGGCGGUGCGUGUGGCGCUGGCCAGCGGCACCGGCGUGGGGGCGGUCUCGGGAGGGGGGGGUCCCUCCGCGGGCGAGCACCGGCCCGGCCCCAUCGGCAAGGAGCGCUGGUUGCGCCAGCGGAGGUCGGAGAGGACUCCGCACGCAGCUGGCGCCGACGGCGGAGGGCACGGGCCUUGCGGCGCCACGCACUCGCCGCCCGCGUUCAAGAGUCCGGGAUUCGCGUCUUCGGAAGACGUGAAGACAGCGUCUGGGCUGUCUGCAGCCGAGAGCCUGGGGCCCAGGGUGACGCUGCCCGGGGUGUCGGUGUCGCGUCCCGGAGGUUUGCCCUCUGACCUCGCCCACGACUCUCCAGCCACCGCCGACCUCACGCUCAAGAUGGAGUUUGCUCGCAAGGCCUGGGAGAACUCCCCCAGCCUCCCCCACGCCGCCCCCGCUCGCCCCCGCUCGCUCCCCCACAACACCACAACACCACCACCAGCAGCUGGCGCCGACGGCACAACCGCACCACCCGCACCAGCAGUCGCCGCCGCAACAACCGCCGCCCACAACCGUCCCGGCGGUGGGGGGCGGGUGGCGGUGGCGGUGUUUGCGUCGUCUGCGGGGGGCCCUGCGUUCUACAUGAACGUGGGCCACCUGUUCACGGCCCAGCCGCGCCUGCACCCUCCGCCCCCCUCGCUGGGCCAGACGGCCUCCUUCCAGCCGGCGCUCUCUCAGCCGCCGCCGGUGCAGCAGGUGGCGUUCCCGGUGUACGCGUCGCGCGCGGCGCGGCGCCACCGCAGGACGUGUUCACCGGAUCGCUCGCUCCCUUCCGAUUUCACCGGUGCCGGUUAG
Messenger RNA from Lethenteron reissneri (Far Eastern brook lamprey), 3192 nucleotides. Its product is annotated as protein PRRC2C-like. Gene Ontology annotation, biological process: cell differentiation. The record is from RefSeq and is a predicted model, not a curated record. NCBI's taxonomy places the organism in Eukaryota, Metazoa, Chordata, Hyperoartia, Petromyzontiformes, Petromyzontidae.